This is a messenger RNA of Anopheles coustani, 1872 nucleotides long. Its product is annotated as peroxidase-like. The transcript is spliced from 3 exons. The record is from RefSeq and is a predicted model, not a curated record. Gene Ontology annotation, molecular function: peroxidase activity; heme binding. Lineage: Eukaryota; Metazoa; Arthropoda; Insecta; Diptera; Culicidae. Bases 1 to 1872 code for a protein of 623 amino acids. Gene Ontology annotation, biological process: response to oxidative stress.
AUGGUGCAAAUAAAACUCGCCAUUUUGAAAACGGUUUGCAAAGUGCUGUGUUUGUGUUUAAUUUUAAUAAUAUCAUUCCAUGGAAUUGCACAACAAGUAUCGGCCAUUUGUCCCACCGUUGCCUCUUGUGACGAAGGCACCAUGCCCUACCGGAGUAUGGACGGGUCGUGCAAUAGUCUGUACAACCCGCUGUACGGCACUCCCUACCGACCGUACCGACGACUGCUACCGGCCAAGUACGCCGACGGAGUGUCCGAGCCGGCUCGUGCCACCUCGGGGAAACCGAUGCCGAACGCGCGCCAUCUCUCGAUGGCCCUUUUUGGGGAGACAGAAGGGCAGGACCGGCGCAGCACCAUCAUUAACAUGCAGUUUGGUCAGCUGGUUGCACACGAUCUCAGCUUCACGGCGGAUGUAUUUGGUGUAAAAUGUUGUCAAAACGGGAAAAAGUUACCUUUCAAUAAGCUCCCACCACGCUGUCUUCCGCUGGACGUUCCUUCGGACGAUCCGAUUCUACCUCCAGGUGGAGUGGAGUGCAUGAGUAUGCUCCGCACAAAAACGACGCUGGAGCACGAAUGUGCUACAAACUACGGCGUCGCGGAGCAACUCUCGUCCGUGACCGCUUUCCUCGAUCUUUCUAUCGUAUACGGCAACUCGAUGGAACAAACGGCUACUUUGCGGGAACAUCAGGCCGGUCGUAUGACUGUAGAGCAUCGGCAUGGACAGGAUUGGCCACCGGCCAAUCCGAGAGCGUCCCACCUCUGCCAGAUGGAGCUCGAGACAGACGUGUGCUACCUGACCGGGGAUCUGCGAUCCAACCAAAGUCCGCACCUGGCGCUGCUGCAGAUAGUGCACCUGCUCGAGCACAACCGGGUGGCCGGAGAGCUGUCCCGGAUGAAUCCCUGCUGGGACGACGAGCGACUGUUUCAGGAGGCGCGCCGGAUCAAUAUUGCCAAGUAUCAGGCCGUGGUGUUUAACGACUGGCUACCGAUCUACCUUGGCCGUCAGAAUAUGCUCGAUCGUGGGUUGCUGCACCAGAACGCCAACGGGGACUGGAUCGCUGACUAUGAUCUGCUGGGAGAUCCUACGGUGAGCAACGAGUUUGGAACAGCCGCCUUUCGGUACUUUCACAACAUGAUCGUCGGACAUUUGGAGUUGAGUCAUGAUCUUGUAACGUCACCAAAUAAGGAUACGAGUGGUAAAAUUCGACUCUCAGAUUGGCUACGGCGUCCUUCGGUGCUGGAGGUGCACAAUAAUCGCGAACUGCUGACGCGGGGCAUGGUCACCCAGCCACACGACGCCGCCAACGAGCACCUCACGCCCGAAGCGAAGCACUACCUCUUCCGAAAUGCGAACCCGUACGGUGUCGACCUGAAAGCGAUCGAUAUCCACCGGGCGCGCGACCAUGGUCUGGCCGGCUACAACGACUACCGUGAGUUCUGCGGACUCCAGCGUGCGUCCAACUGGAGCGACUUGAAGGAUACGAUUCCGGCGGCCACGGUGCACCGGCUGGACGAGUGGUACGAGUCGGUGGACGACGUCGAGCUGGUUGUGGCCGGUUCGCUCGAACGACACGCUCCGGGCGCCACGGUCGGUCCAACGUUUCUCUGCAUCCUGCUCGAGCAGUUUCGGCGGACGCGUACCGGCGACCGGUUUUUCUUCGAAAACGGACACCCGGGCGGACCGUUCGGGGUGACGCAGUUGCAGGAACUACGGAAGGCGACGGUCGCGCGCCUUCUAUGCGAUAAUACCGAGGGGCUUAUGCAGAUGCAGCGCAAUGCAUUCUUCCUGGCCGCGGACGAUUCGAAUCCCGUCGUACCGUGCUCGGAGCUGGCCGAGGUGAGCCUUGAACCGUGGCGAGAACGGACCGCCUAG